AUGUCUGAUUUUGACGACGACGAAGACAUGGCUCGCGCCAUCGCAGCGAGCCUCGCAGACUCUCAGCAGCCCCGAGCGCCAGCGCCAGCCGCUGACGACUACGAGGCACAAUAUGAAGCUGAUCUACAAGCCGCUCUUGCCGCGUCACAAGCGGUAGCUGAGCCCCACCGCUCGCCCAGCCCCGCCACAUCAGUCGCAUCCUCAAUUGAAGACUCGCCACCACGUCCGAACGGCCUUCUACCUACAAGCUCGGGCUCACGUGCGCCUAAACCCAAAUCCGCACCAGACCCGGCAGCUGGAUCGAGCUCGGGAGGUGACGAACUUGCUGCAUUCCGUGCGGACCGCAAACGGCUAGAGGAAGAGAGGCUGGCGCGUCAGAAGCGAAGACGCGACGAGUCGGGACAGCCCGAAGAAAUCGAGGAUCGCAGGCCUGCGAAACGUGCGACACCCUCUAGCGCCUCUGCUUCAUCCUCCUCGUCACCUCGUGUACCUUUGAAGCCUACUCCUGGACCGUCGCGACCCAAUACGGAGUUGUUCUGGGAUGGAGUUGUCAGGCAGACUGCGAAUAUGCAUGUUGGGCCUGGGAAGAAUGGAGAGAACGGGAAGCCUGUGUUCAGACUAAGCGAGAUCAUCGGAGAUAAAUCCCAGGUCAAGUUCGCCAUCAUUUCGUCCUAUGCCGUCCAAGUAUCCUGGAUCUACAACUUCUUUUCACCCACGACGCCGGUCAUCUUAGUCGCGCAACCAGACCAAUCUGAAGCCAGUUCUGCGACUGUCAAGUUGAAUAUACUGCCGCACUGGGUCAGGGUAACGCCAUACUUCAGAGGUGGGUAUGGGGUUAUGCACGUGAAGUUCUUGCUGCUAUUCUACGCCGAUCGCCUGCGGAUCGCUAUACCCACCGCGAACUUCGUGGACUACGACUGGAUGCACAUCGAGAAUACCGUGUUCGUUCAGGAUGUGCCUUUACGAGCGUCACCUAUAGCACACAGUGCGAAGCUCGAUGACUUCCCGACGACGCUCGAACACGUUCUUCGUGGUUUGAACGUCAGCGCUGGAAUACGUACACACGUCAUGAACGACCACCCCGAGAUCCCCCUCCAGAACGCCGACCCAGGUAGCAUACGCCGGUACUGGGAUUUCUCGCGCGUGACUGCGGCUCUUAUACCCAGUCUGCACGGCAAACACGAAGGAUGGGAGAAGGUCAUCAAGACAGGACAUACGGCACUCAUGAGGGCCGUCCGUCGGUUGGCGGGUAUUGAUCCCAAGGAUAAGCGCGGGCGGAAGGGGAGCAUUGAGUACCAGGGCUCAUCGCUGGGGAAGUACAGCUCUAAAUGGCUUAACGAGUUCUAUGGCUCGGCGAUGGGCCAAAGUCCCGAGACAUGGCUUGACGAUCCCGUAUCGCGUCGCUCAAAGCUGCCAGUACCGGAUAUCAAGAUCGUGUUUCCGACGCAUGACUAUGUCAAGAACAGCAAGCUCGGCGAACCCGGUGGAGGCACGAUCUUCUGUAAGAAAGCCUUCUGGGAAGGCUCCACGUUCCCGCGCCAGAUCUUCUACGAAUCACGGUCGACGCGCGGUCCGGUGCUCUUACACUCGAAGAUGGCCAUCGCGUUCUUCUCCGAUAUUCCCUCGUCGGCAAGCAAUGCAGAUGAUAGCGACGACGAGCUGAUUGUACUCGAUUCGGACGGGAGAGCGCCUGCCAAAGCUGGCCAGGCUGAAGGAUGGAUGUAUGUGGGGUCGCAUAACUUUACGCCGAGUGCGUGGGGGACGUUGAGUGGGUCGGCGUUUACGCCUAUCAUCAAUGUAACAAAUUACGAGCUUGGAGUAGUUCUGCCGCUGAGAAGCAGGGAGGAGGCGGACGCUUACGCCUGUUAUGAGAGGCCGCCGAAGAAAUACGCGAAUGGAGUAUUGCCAUGGAUGCAAGAGAACAGUAUCCAUCAUCAAAUCGGCUAG
Messenger RNA from Peniophora sp. CBMAI 1063, 1947 nucleotides. NCBI's taxonomy places the organism in Eukaryota, Fungi, Basidiomycota, Agaricomycetes, Russulales, Peniophoraceae. The record is from the annotation of a GenBank genome assembly.